Messenger RNA from Corylus avellana, 4867 nucleotides. The record is from RefSeq and is a predicted model, not a curated record. Lineage: Eukaryota; Viridiplantae; Streptophyta; Magnoliopsida; Fagales; Betulaceae.
AUGGCCAGCAACAAGGGAAAGGAAAAGGUUAACUCUGUUUUGAAGCCUUGUCCCUCCAUCCCUCUUGAUCAGAUUCCCCUUGAUUUCCUUGGUGAACCUGUAACCCAUACUUCAACAGUUUUUGGGAAAUCCCCACUUAUUGUCCAGUCAGAUUCUUCUGCAUUUCAUGGUUAUAUUCCUCCUGCUUCAGAUUCCCAGACAGAAUCCAGCUCCCAACCUGGUUCUCAGACGGAACCAAAUUCUAAUCCAAUUGUUUUAUCUUUCCCCUGGGUUACCCUUCCAUUUUCUCAAUAUUUGUUUUCUUCCCAAGAUCUCUCCAGGACUCCUGGACAAUUAGCCUUCAAUUAUUUCCCUGCUCAUUUUCAUUGGAUUCCUGAGCAUCCUCUGAAAGAUUUGCCAUUUUUCACUGAUAUACUGGUCAAAACCAAUUCUAUCAAAUUUAGGUCUAUUCCCAAGAAAGACAACCCUUUAACGGCUGUUGGGACUAUUGCCUAUAUUGUCAAAUUCAUUUCCGUUGAAGAAUGGGGCUCCCACCCAUCUCAACUUCUUCCCUCUUCCAAUUCUCCAGUUUGCUUUUCAUAUUAUGAUUAUGUCAAUGCCUGGUUUCGCUUUAUGCUUUACCAGAACCCGGAAUCCAAACACUUCUGGUUCAUUACUUUCAUUGAAGAUUUCAAUUGCCUGCUUCCCCCUUGGUUCAAACAUUGGUGGGAUUAUUUUGGCCUAACAAUUGAUGUUCUUCCUGAUCCUCUUGUUUAUGCUUUUCACUUAUUCUCUUCUCAUGUUGGCUAUAUGAUGCCAUUGUGCCUUAUUCUGCACCUACUCCUCCUCCUGUUCCCAAAUAUUGUUCUAAAAAGAAGCAAUGGAUUCAGACUUAUCUUGACUCUAUUGGUCCUCUUGAUGAUAAAGAAUAAUUUGGGUUUCCAAGACUGGCUCCAUAACGGCCAGAAGAGUCCAUCUCUUGACGGCUGGUCUCAGAGUAUUUGGUUCUCAUUUGAUCUUAGACGGAUCACUGUUCAUGACUAUUUGGAGUUACUGUGCAAUAUCACUUGCCGACAGCUACUGUUUCAGAUUGAUGUUUUCACUGGUCAGACUGGCGCCAGACGUGCCUUUACUGUUUACUUUUUACUGUUUGCUUUUGACCGCAUGAACGCGGCUCAUGAUUAUUCUUCUUCUUCUUCUAUCCUUACUUCAGUAAGUCCGAACGCUUACUCCUGUAAAGGUUUUUAUCAUGACGUCUUCUUGAGUUUUAGAGGCAAAGACACACGUAAGAAUUUCACCGACCACCUCUAUUUUGCUCUAAGAGAUGCUGGAAUCAACACCUUCAGAGAUGACAACGAGCUCCAAAGAGGAGAGGAUAUUACAUCCGAACUCUUGUCGGCAAUACAAAGGUCGAAAAUCUCUGUUAUUGUCUUCUCUAAUAACUAUGCAGCUUCCAGGUGGUGCCUGGAAGAACUUGUGAAGAUCAUGGAGUGCCAAAGAACGGUGAGGCAAUUGGUUUUGCCUAUUUUCUACGAUGUUGAACCCUCAGAUGUGCGCAACCAAACGGGUAGUUUUGCACAAGCAUUUUCGGAACAUGAAGAUCGUUACUUGUUGGACAUAGACAAGGUGCUCAGGUGGAGGAGAGCUCUGAUUGAGGCUGCUAAUUUGUCCGGGUGGGAUCUAAGAAACACUACAAACGGGCAAGAAGCCAAGUUUAUUAGGAGAAUUGUUAAAGAGAUUUCAAGGGAACUCAACAGCACAUACUUAUAUGUCACACUCUAUCCAGUUGGAAUAGAUUCUCGUGUGCAAGACAUCACUUCAUUGCUAAGGGUUGGAACCAAUGAUGUUCGCAUUGUAGGAAUUUGGGGAAUGGGAGGAAUGGGGAAAACAACACUUUCUAAAGCCAUAUAUAACCAAUUUUUUCAUAGCUUUGAAGGUAAAAGUUUUCUUGCAAAUAUUAGGGAAACUUCUAAGCAACAUCAUGGUCAAGUUCGAUUACAAGUGCAACUUCUUUCUGAUAUCUUGAAGACAGGCAAGAUAGAGGUAAAUAAUGUUGAUAGAGGAAUUACUAUGAUACAAGAAAGACUUCGCAAUAGAAGGGUACUUGUUAUACUUGACGAUGUAGACCAAUUGGAGCAACUCAAUGCCAUAGCUAGAAGUCGUGAUUGGUUCGGCCCAGGAAGUAGAAUUAUUAUAACAACUAGAAAUGAGGAAUUGCUAAAGGCACUUGAAGUGGAUGGAGUAUAUGCAACCAAAGAAAUGAGUGAAAAUGAAUCUCUGGAGCUCUUUAGUUGGCAUGCCUUUAGGAAUAGUUAUCCCACCGAAGAUUUUAUGGACUUGUCAAGAAGUGUCAUUGCUUAUUCUAAAGGAUUACCAUUGGCUCUUGAAGUUUUGGGUUCUUUUCUAUUCACUAGGAGCAUAAGGGAAUGGAAAAGCGCAUUGGAAAAAUUAAAAAGGAUCCCUCAUGAUCAAAUUCAGAAAAAGCUUAGAAUAAGCUUUGAUGCACUAAGCGAUGAUACUGAAAAGGAUAUAUUCCUUGAUAUAUCAUGUUUCUUUAUCGGAAUGGACAAAAACUAUGUUAUACAAAUAUUAGAUGCAUGUGGUUUUUUUGCAGAGAUUGGAAUUAGUGUCCUCAUUCAGCGGUGUCUUCUUUCAAUUGGUGAGAGAAACAAGCUCAUAAUGCAUGAUUUGCUUCGAGACAUGGGAAGAGAAAUUGUUCGUGAAGAAUAUCCCAAAAUACCGGGAAAGUGUAGUAGAUUAUGGCUACAUGAGGAUGCACUUGAUAUAUUGGUAAAACAUGAGGGAACAAAAGCAGUUGAAGGACUUUCUUUAAAAUUACCAAGAUUAAGUAAGAUGAAUUUCAGUACAGAUGCAUUUAUAAAGAUGCAGAGAUUGAGAUUACUUCAACUUGAUCAUGUACGCCUCACUGGAGAUUAUGAACAUCUUUCCAAAGAGUUAAGGUGGCUCCGUUGGCACGGGUUCCCACUAAAGUUUUUGCCAGACAACUUUUACUCAAGAAACCUAGUUGCGAUUGACUUACGAUAUAGCAAUCUCACACAAGCUUGGAAAAAUUCAAAGCAACUGUUCGAGAAGUUGAAGUUUCUAAAUCUCAGUUAUUCCCAUUACCUCACUAAGACUCCUAACUUUACGAGACUCCCUAAUCUUGAGAAAUUAAUACUCAAAGAUUGUACAAGUUUGUUUGAGGUUCACCAAUCCAUUGGAGAUCUUAAUAAUCUUGUUUUGGUAAAUCUAAAAGAUUGCAGAAGUCUUGAAAGUCUGCCAAUGAGUUUUUAUAGGUUGAAGUCUCUUCAAACUCUCAUUCUUUCUGGUUGUUCUAAAAUUGACAAUUUGACUGACGAAUUGGGGGAGAUGGAAUCCUUGACAACUUUUCUUGCAGAUAACACUGCUAUAAGACAAGUGCCAUGUACCAUAGUACAACUGAAGAACCUUAAACACUUGUCGUUGUGUGGGUGUAAAGGAUCACCAUCUAAGUCACUCCCUUCACUCUUUUCGUCUUGGAUAUCCCCAAGGAAAACUCCCAAGUCAAUCAAUCUUUUGCCUGCUUCACUACAAGGCUUGAAUUCACUAAGAGAUUUAUGUCUCAGAGAUUGCAAUUUAUCAGAUGAUGCAAUUCCUAAAGAUCUUGGGAGUUUAUGCUCUCUUCGAUCUUUAGAUCUACAAAACAAUCAUUUUCAUAGCCUACCAUCGAGCCUUGGUGGUCUUUCAAAGCUUCAAACUCUCACUUUGGAUUAUUGCACAAAGCUUCAAUCAAUUCCAAAUUUACCACCAAGUUUGACAGGUUUGUAUGCAACAAACUGCAUGGCGUUGGAAAGAAUGCCAAAUCUAUCAAAUAUCUCAAAUAUGGCAUCUUUGUCCCUCACUAAUUGCAAUAAAUUAGUCGAGAUUAUAGGCUUAGAUAAGUUGUUGAAAUCCAUUGGCGUCAUUCACAUGGAAGGGUGCAGCAGUUUAACAAAUACUUUUAAGCAAAGCAUCCUACAGGAAUGGAGUCUGAGUGGAUUUCAUAAUAUUUUUGGCAUUUUUCUCCCUGGCAAUGAUAUUCCCGAAAGGUUUACUUUUAAGGAUGAGGGACCCUCCGUUUGUUUUGAAGUGCCUUGUAUUAGUAAUCGUAAUAUUGAAGGGUUCACUGUAUGCAUUGUUUAUUCAUCAUGUCUUGACAAGAUAAUAGCUGAAGAUCUUCCGAGCAUUUCAGUAAUCAAUUAUACCAAGACUACAAUUCAGACUAGAAGCCCAGCAACAAUUGAUGUAGUAAUCUCCCAUGAAGAUCACAUGUGGCAAGCCAAUUUUCCUAAAAGUAACUUCAAUUUGGACACCGGUGACGAAGUAGAAGUUAUCGUGGAUUUUGGCUCAGGAAUCGAUGUUAAGAAGACAGGGGUUCGCCUAAUAUACGACAAGGUUAUUGAUGGAAAAAUGAUACAUUAUGCCUCUACAUCGAAUAAGGAUGCCAUUGUUGUUACUGAUGAUGAAGAUAUGUCUCCAGAUCAGGCUGCGACCGGGUCUAAAAGAGUCCUUUGGGAUGAUAAAGCAGAAUCAAGUCAUGGUUGCUUUGGCAAUGAACAAGAGGCCAAAAGAUUGAGGUGUGAACAUAGUGCAGAUGAUAAAGCAGAAUCAAGCCAUGGUUGCUUUGACGAUGAUCGAGAGGCUAAAAGAAUGAGGUGUGAUGAUAAUACUGAAAUGAGUUGAAGAAAGAAAGCUAACAUCAUAAUAGACAUACAAAGCAAGUACUGCAUUUCAUGAUUCUUUCUGGUAUCAAAGUCACAUAGCAUGGAUAUGAUUCCUUGGAGGUUCAUAUGGAUGUUGGCAACAAUCCAUCUGAUCUGUCUUUCUGAUAUUUAGGAGAUUUAAAGCAUAAUAGUCCUAAAGUAUUGCA